AUGCAACCACCACUUGAUAUACCUACACGGUCGCGUCGCCCAUCCUCCUACAUAUCUCAACAUUUUGGUGAACCUCAUUUAUUAGUAGGCUCACCUGAGCCUCUCGGCAGCAAUCCAUUCGACCACUUGCAUGUGCCAAAUGAGGGUUCCGAUCUUGGCCUGCCUGCAACGCCCAUCUCAAGUAGCCAUGGCUUCGUAUCAUCUCUGCCUCGCAAAAGAUCUACCACUGCACAACCCAGCUCUUCAUAUACGUCCUUUACGCGUCCCAUCUCAAAUGAGCGUGAGCGACACCCGGAGCAGCAAUGGUCGCUAUUUGGCCAACUGAUGGAAAAUGAGGGUUAUCUCAGCCCCAAAGCCCCGUCAACCAUCCGAGGGCGAAGGGAUUCUGGUAGUGACUACUUUGGUCUGGAAACUACCAGCGCUGUAUCUGGGCUCUCCCCUCGGUUACGUGGUAUUCGUCAACAUACAAACUCUGUCAAAACUGUUUCACCCAUAAGAAGCUCAAUCUACAACGAAGCAGGAGCCGAAGAAUAUGACUCUGAAGAUCAUUCUUCUGUCGUGUCUACUUUCCACUCCCCUGACAAUUCCCAAAAACCAUGGCAUGGCUACUUUUCUUUGGGCCGACUGUCCCCGUCUUUGAUAUCCCAGAAUGUUUUGAAAUGUGCAAUUGCAUAUUUCGUUGGGUCACUAAUAAUCAAGGAAGGUGGCCUGGAGACACUGCUACAAGUGUCAGGCAUCAUUUUAUGUGGUUCUAGCAUCGCAAAUUUCGUUUGCUUCCUUAUUUGGCCUCAGUCUGCUAUCAUAAAUCUCCAACUCAGCAUGGUCAAAACUCUGGAAUCGUUUUCAACGCUUUUACCGAUGCUCACAAGCAUCUUCUUGUUGGAGAAUGACUCUGAUGAACAUGCACAGGACUUGCAUAAGAUUCAAAAGGCAGUCGAAAAUCACCAAAGCAGUUUCACGAGCCUUCGGAAAAAUCUUCGGGAAGCUAAGAGCGAGUGGAUCCUAACUGGCACCUUGGCAAAUGGCGAUGGUGUGGUUGAAGAGGAUGGUUCGUACCGUAACAUUUCUGGUCAACGGUCAUACGAGGAUGCGGUAGAUUCUCUGAACCGUCUGGCCCAACACUUAAAUGGAUUACGCAGUGGCACGCGCCUUCAAUACGAUCUUUCCAAAGCGGGUAUCAAAGCCCGCACUGACAGGGCCGGAAAAAGCAAAGCUGCUGAACCCAAUGCAGAUGAAGACGAAGCGGCAAUCUUGAGGGCUGCUGCUGAUAUGUUUGGCGACCUCGUCGACGAAUUAGGCCCGCCUCUAAAAGCAUUAUCAUCAACCUCCACCAACACCCUCAAUAGAUUGAAGGACGUAUGCUUGGAAUCUCGUCAAGAUAAAAAAGGACACAUAGAUAUCAUUCAACCUCAUGAAUUUUCUGAUCUUGUGGAUGGAAUCGAAGCAGCUUUGAUUCGGUUCGAAAGCACUUCUAAUCACGCCGUUUUGAGGCUGUAUCGACGAAGCGAUAAUCCGUUGUUGCCGAACUCGCCAUCUAGUCCUAUUUUUGGUCAAGAUACUUCACACACGUCAUCUGGAGAUGUUAAUAACGAAAAUGUCUUCCUCGUUUACUUCUUUAUUUUCACUUUGCAAGAGUUUGCUAAAGAAUUGAUAGCACUCGUUGAUCCCAUUGAACGAAUAUACUGUUACGAGCAACAAAUGCUGCGCAGAGGUCCUUGGUGGUAUAGGCUAAUGACUUGGGUGCAAGGCAUCUUCUCAUCAACACUGAACUUCAGAAAGAGUCUGGCAUACAUGAUACCACGCUACCGAGCUACCCACCCUGCCUUUCCGAAAAUCAAACCUCACGCACCAGAUACGAUCCAAACCCCACCCCGUCAUCAGCUAUCAAUCAUAGGGAAAGUGAAUCAAUCGCUUUGGAGUUUCGGCAAAAGGCUUAAAGAAAGAGACACUAAAUACGCUAUAAAGGUGGGCAUGGCGACACUCAUUCUGGCUUUCCCUGCCUUUGUGGAGGAUACCCGUCCAACGUUUGUUGAGUAUUGGGGUGACUGGGCAUUGAUUUCCUUCUUCGUUGUUAUUUCCCCGACGAUUGGCGCUACAAACUACCUUAGCUUACAACGCUUCCUUGGUACUUUAUUUGGAGCUUCUGUUGCUGUAACACUUUAUACACUGCUACCAGAGGAUGGCGUAGCUUUAUCGAUCACAGGCUUUUUGUUUUCGUUGCCUUGCUUUUAUUUUGCGGUUUCAAAACCACAGUACCUUUCUGCUUCACGAUUCGUUCUUUUGACAUACAACCUUACAUGUCUUUACUGCUACAACCUAAGACAGAAAGAUGUAUCAGUGAUUGAUAUAGGGGUACAUCGCGCUUUGGCUGUUACAGUGGGCAUACUGUGGGCUGCGUUUGUGUCAAGGUUCUGGUGGCCAUCCGAAGCUCGGCGAGAAUUGAGUAAAUCUCUCAGCGAAUUUUGCCUUCAUAUUGGCUGGCUUUACACCCGACUGGUAGCAUCGAAUUCAUUUGCGCCUGAAUAUCGACAAGAAGGUUCAUCGCUCGAUCCCACCAGUCGAGCUAUGUCAAGACAUUCCAAUAAACUCCAGCCAACACGUUUGACCAACUCUAUACAUGAAUUUAUGGCAAUGGAAUUGCACCUCCAGAUCAAGCUCAUUGAACUGCAAACGCUACUCGCACAAGCCCAACAUGAGCCUCGGCUGAAGGGACCCUUUCCUGUGGAUUUGUAUCGCCAAAUUCUGACCAGUCUGCAAUCGAUCUUGGAUAAACUGCAUAGCAUGCGGUAUACGAGUGUUCGCCAAGAUUUUAUCGUCCCGGUGAACAAAGAACGACGAGAAAUGGUAGGCAAUAUAAUGCUCAGUUUCUCAACUCUUGCUGCGUCGUUCCGACUCAAGGCACCGCUGCCUCCUUAUCUGCCUCCUGUUGAAAAGUCAAGGCUACGAUUGACACCUCAGGUCGAGGCGAUUCGGAAACUGGAUGUUGUCAAAAACCGAGAUGCCAAGGUUUCGCGUCAACUGCUUUUCUUUGCAUAUGCUCUCACGAUGAAGGGAGUGACGAUGGAGCUUGAGUUUCUCGGUCGAACGCUGCAGGAUGCGUUUGGAGUGAUUGGACAGACAUCUGAAGAGUUUGAGCAGUUGUUCCUGCCUCUUGGAGAAAGCUCUGGGAACAUUGAGCAUGUAGCAUGA
Molecule: messenger RNA, 3189 nt
Organism: Psilocybe cubensis
Lineage: Eukaryota; Fungi; Basidiomycota; Agaricomycetes; Agaricales; Agrocybaceae
Exons: 14
Coding region: 1-3189 (1062 amino acids)
Source: RefSeq, a predicted model, not a curated record